Corylus avellana is the source of this 2445-nucleotide messenger RNA. The record is from RefSeq and is a predicted model, not a curated record. NCBI's taxonomy places the organism in Eukaryota, Viridiplantae, Streptophyta, Magnoliopsida, Fagales, Betulaceae.
AUGGCUUCCAUGAUCACUAAAACUUCUUCUUCUUCGUCAUUGUCCGGGUGGGAAUACGAUGUUUUUCUCAGUUUUAGAGGCGAAGACACUCGCAAAAAUUUUAUAGAUCAUCUGUACCGCGAGUUGAAAGGGAAAGGAAUUAGGAUCUUUAGGGACAACGAAGAACUUGAGAAAGGAAAAUCCAUUUCUCUAGAGCUAUUGAAAGCCAUAGAAGCUUCGAGGUUUGCUGUCAUUACUCUCUCAAGAAACUAUGCGUCGUCGACGUGGUGCUUGGAUGAACUUGCAAAGAUUGUUGAGUGCAUGGAACAAAGGAAGCUGACAGUUUUGCCUGUUUUCUACCAUGUCAAUCCCUCUGACGUACGCAAAGAGAGGGGGAUUUUUGCCAAGGCCCUUUCUCAACAUGAAGAACAUUUCAAGGAGAAUAUAGAGAGGGUGCAAAGAUGGAGAGAUGCCUUGAAAGAGGUAGCCAAUAUCUCCGGAUGGGAUUUACAGGACAGGCUUGAGUCAGAAGUCAUUCAAAACAUUGUUCGGAAGAUUCUUGGUCAAUUGAAUUCUAUAGUUCCGAUUGUUUCCGAUGAUCUUGUUGGAAUAGGCUCUCAAGUAGAGGAACUAAUGAAUUCAUAUUUAGGUGUAGGGGUGGAUGAUGUUCGCUUUGUAGGGAUCUGUGGGAUGGGUGGAAUUGGUAAAACAACUCUUGCACGUGCUGUUUAUGAAAGAAUUGCUUGUGAAUUUGAAGCUUAUUGCUUUCUUACCAAUGUUAGAGAAGAAGCUGGAAAACAUGGUCUAGUUGCUUUACAAAAACAACUUAUUUCCAGGACUAUGAUGACAGCAAGCAGUAUUAAUAUAUGGGAUGUUUUCGAGGGAGCGAAUGUGAUCAGAAACAGACUAUGUUGGAAAAGAGUUCUCAUCAUUCUUGAUGAUGUGGAUCAACCCGAACAAUUGCAUGCAUUAGCAGAAAGGCGUGGCUGGUUCGGUCGAGGGAGUAGAAUCAUCGUAACAACAAGAAAUAAGCGUCUGUUGAUUGAGCACGAUGUGGCUGAAGCUGAAAUAUAUAAGACUAGGGAAUUGAAUUACAGUGAAGCACUCCAAUUGUUUAGUUGGAAAGCCUUCAAGGAAGAUCACCCCACUAGAGAUUUUGUGGAGUUGUCCAAGAAGGUUUUAAAUUAUGCUAAAGGCCUUCCUUUAGCCCUUGACAUUUUGGGUUCAUCCCUCUAUUGUAGAAGUGUAGAUGUAUGGGAAAGUAUGCUAAGUAAAGUAAAAGAAAUUCCUGAUGGGAAAAUCCAGGAUAGACUUCAAAUAAGUUUUGAUGGACUCCCAGAAUUAGAGAAAAGAAUUUUUUUAGAUAUUGCUUGUUUCUUCAAUGGGGAGGACAAAGAUCGUGUAGAAGAUAUACUAGAAAGUUGUGGUUACCACCCUAAAAUCGGUAUAGAUAAUCUCAUCAAUAAGUCACUCAUAACCAUCUCAAGAAAAAAAUUGUGGUUGAAUGAUUUGUUAGAAGCAAUGGGUCGGGAGAUCGUUCGUCGUGAAUCUUUUGAAGAGCCUGGCAGACGCAGUAGAUUGUGGUUUACUGAAGACAUCGUUCGUGUACUGAAGAAUAAUACAGGAACAAAAAGGGUUGAAGGCAUAGUCCUAAACUCUGCUCCACUGGAGGAAUUACACUUGAAUGCUAAAGCCUUCUCGAAGAUGAAGAACUUAAGAUUGCUCAAAAUCUGCAAUGUGCACCUUUCUGAGGGUCUUGGUACUCUUUCUAACGAGUUGCGGGCUAUUGAUUGGCAUAGAUAUCCUUUGGAGUCUUUGCCAAUGAGUUUCUCACCUGACAAUCUCGUUGAACUCCAUAUGCCUUGCAGCCACAUUGUACAGAUAUGGAAGGGAAAGAAGAGUUUACACAAGUUAAAAAUCCUUGAACUUAGUGACUCUCGAAAAUUGAUCAAGACUCCGGACUUGACGGGAGCCCCAAAUCUUGAGAUGCUGAUUCUUCAAGGCUGUGUGAGCUUACUUGAGGUCCACCCAUCCGUUGGAGCUCUCAAACGACUUACUUUACUGAACUUGAAAGAUUGCAAAUCUCUUACUAGCCUUCCAUGCAACAUUAGCUUGGAUUCCCUUGAAACUUUGAUUCUUUCCGGUUGCUCAAAACUUGAUAAAAUGCCAAAGGACCUAGGGAACACGGUACUUCUGGAGGAACUUGAUACCAGUAGAACUACUGGAAGACAAGCACCAUCCUCCAUUCCUAGAUUGAAGAACCUUGAACGUAUACUUGACUUGUUGUUUGAUUCCGAGCCUGACAUUGGGUUGGUGGCGCCUAAUUCAUUCUCAGAUUUAUGCCAUUUGAGAACAUUAGAUUUGAGUUAUUGCGAUUUGCCAGAUGGAGAAAUUCCCAAUGAUCUAGGCAACUUGUCAUCUAGAAACAAAUUUGAGCACAUACCGGGAAGCAUCUCAAUUUACUAA